Cuscuta epithymum is the source of this 545-nucleotide messenger RNA. The record is from the annotation of a GenBank genome assembly. NCBI's taxonomy places the organism in Eukaryota, Viridiplantae, Streptophyta, Magnoliopsida, Solanales, Convolvulaceae.
GCCCAGGAGGGCAAGGGCAUAGCUCGGGGAGCGUAAGGCCACCAAGGUGUCCAAACUGUAACAGGAAUCACUCCGGGAAGUGCAAUGAACCACCCCGGUGCUACAAGUGUGGUAGCACAAGCCACCUCAAACCCUCUUGCCCAAUGUUGAGUGGAGGUGGGCCAUCGGGAGCUGUGGAGGCACCUACGUCUGGAAGGGGUCGUGCAGGACCAUCUCAGGGCGGCACGGGAAGGGGCGGACCUACGGCAAGCAAUGCCGCGUCCGUUAACCAAGGUAGGACCCAGGCACGAGUGUAUGCAAUGACCGAGGCGGAUGCGCGAGCAAACCCGGACUCCGUUGCAGGUUGAGGCUAGAGUCCUACUACCUGCACCUUCGCCAAGGGUGAUUGAUCAAAGAGGAAGACGUGGUUCGUGCUUCCAUUCUUAUUCAAAGUUUAUAAACUGCUCAUGGAUGUUUUUAACAAUGUUUUCCAUUAAAACAUUUGAGGGGCCUGCGUGUCCGUAUUUGCCACGUGUGGCUAAGUAUCAAACAUAUCUUAUUUUCCG